CGGAAACUACAGCAAAUCCCUCCGAUUCGAUCCCCAACACAAGCCAAGCCAUGCGAGCAUCUCAGCACCACGCGCCGCCGCAGCCACUGCCGCUACCGCCGCCUCCGCUAUCUCUCCCGUCGCCGCCCCGCGCACCUCGCCGCGGUCGCCACCGCAGCUGCCCCUCCUCCUCCUCCUCCUCCUCCACGUCCUCUUCCUCCAUCUCCAGCGCGUCGUCGACCUUCUUCUGCACGUCGCCGUCGCCGGCACCGUCCCCGCGCGCAAGCACCACCACCACCUCGCUGGUUCCAUUCUCAUGGGAGCGCCACCCGGGCGUGCCCAAGAACUCGUUCCGAAGCGGGUUCAGCUCCCCGACCGGCACCCCGCUCCCGCUCCCUCCGCCGCUGCUCCGCCCGGCCCCUCGACGCCGGCGCCGGCGCCACCAGCGCGCCAAGGCCGGAGCCCCGGCCGCGUCGUCAUCCUCCGACGCCAGGGACGACCCUUUCGUCGCCGCCUUCGCUGAGUGCACCAGGGACGACGACGACGACGACUAUGCCGCCGCGGACGACGAUGGCAACAACGACCACGGCGACAAUAAACACUGGCCGCGGGUGCCGGCGAAGCCAGCAAGAGUGUCAUCCGGCCGGUGGUGGAUCGCCGGUGGCGGCGGCGGCGGGCUCGUGGCCUUCCUCGACAUGCACGGGUGCAAGUGCAAGAGCGCCAUGGAUGUCGUCGCUGACGGCGCCUUCCACCCCCGCCGGCUCGUCGCUGCUGCAGAUCCCAGCAGACCGCCGCCGGUCGUCCGGGGAACCCCAAGAUAGGUAACAGAGGUGUCGAUCUGAAUCUGAUCAAACAACCUUGUUAUAUAAUUCUAGUAUCAAGGUGUAGAUAUAAUAUAUAUGUAUGAUGUGGAAUUAAAGGAUUGGGUAAUGCUCUUCGAUCUCUGCUGAUGGAGGAAUCGAAUCGGAUCACCUCCUCCAUCGUCUCCACAGUAUUAAUUGGCUCCGUUGACGAUCUUGCUUUGUCGUUGCUUCUUGGGAACACUGAAAAAAAAUAUGAUCAGACGCCAGAAGCUAUAUAUGUGUAAGAUUAGUGUGUUUCUCGUUCUCUAAUUUGAGCAUUGUGCUUGAUGAAUGAUCAACCUACUUGAAUGAUAUGAUGAUGUGCUAGUAAAAGUUUGGUCAUCAUCUUCAGAUCGAGCAUUUUGAUCUUGGGUUUGUUAAUUUGAUAUUAUAUACAUA
This is a messenger RNA of Sorghum bicolor (sorghum), 1220 nucleotides long. Its product is annotated as protein-lysine 6-oxidase-like. The transcript has a single exon. The record is from RefSeq and is a predicted model, not a curated record. The coding region runs from base 51 to 800 and encodes 249 amino acids. NCBI's taxonomy places the organism in Eukaryota, Viridiplantae, Streptophyta, Magnoliopsida, Poales, Poaceae.